GUAGUAUAUACUGCUGGAGAAGAAUACAAGAAUGAGCGAGGCCGAGACAGAGAAUAGAAGCUCAGAGCAAGAGUCGAAGAACGAGCACGAACAGGGCAAGCAGUCAAAGGAUAGCGAAUCUUCCGAUCAACGAAAUCCACAAGGCACUACCACCUCAAACACCAAAGGCAUGGAUAAACUCCUCAACAAAGUCCCAAACAUGUCCCCCGAAGGACCUCUCGGCACUCAAACAAAAGGCCCCCUCUCCGCAGUCGGCGACCCCCUAGGCCAAGUCCUAAACUACUCACUCAAACCUCUGGGCCACGUAACUGGCGCAAUCGGCAACCCACAUGGCGAAGCUCUCGAACGCGUCCAACGUGUGGCCCAGCACGAGGGAAUUGCAGAAGGGGAGCCGAAGUACUUGCCUGAUCGCGAUAAUGGGGAACCAGAUGCGGAAUUACCUGGUGGAGAGAGGAUUGGAGGGAAGGAACAGACGGGGGAGAAUCCGUUGGGGUUGUGAGAGCCUUGUGAUGCAGUGCGAGAGGACGUCUGACCGAAUUAGCGAAGGUCCCAGGAUCCUUUGUUCGGGCGUGUGUGAAAAUGUAGUGUAGGCAUCGAUGACGAUGAAACGGCCUUGUUUGUACGAUUAGCAUGACAUUAGCAUCAGCAUGGGAAAGCACAUAAGGAAAC
Messenger RNA from Cercospora beticola, 669 nucleotides. RefSeq lists its product as uncharacterized. Lineage: Eukaryota; Fungi; Ascomycota; Dothideomycetes; Mycosphaerellales; Mycosphaerellaceae. The record is from RefSeq and is a predicted model, not a curated record.